CAGCGUCUCGUAAUCGAAUCCGCGAAAUAGAUUAGUGCUAGCUAGGAAGACAACGACGGGAUCGCGGCGUAGAAAGACCUCCGAACUCCAUCUCUCUUCUCCUUACGUUUCGCUCCCAUCGAGACCAUUGAGAAAGGAUUUAGUUCAAAUUCUGCUUAAAACCCGCUCAAAUCCUGCUACCAAACUGCUCCUAAAGGUGCAAAAAACGGGACUUAACAUUCUUUAAGAUUUAAAGGAAAGAUUUGUUGCUGGAGAGAUGGAGAAAUCAGUGAUGGGAUAGUCGGAGAAAUUAGCCAUGGUAUGUCCGGAGAUUUCAAUGCCGAUUGGAGUAUUGGAGAAACUUUAUACCAAAAACGCAUUUCAUUUCUCUCCCCGUACCUGCCCUCACCAAUGAGAUUUUUGACAUCUAUAUCGUGGACUUGAGGAUCAUGAGUCUACAGAGGAAGCUUCAAGUCUGGAAGAUGGGAAUUGUCAACUACUUGGAUGCCCUCCAACUACAACAAAAACUUUGUUCUGAUAGGAAAACUGGUAAAAUUCCAGAUACAAUUCUAUCUCUUCAGCAUCCCCCUACUUACACUCUCGGAAAGAGACGAACAUCUCAUAACCUACUCGUCCCCGAAGCCGACCUUAAAAACAUCGGUGCCGAGCUUCAUUACACUGAGAGGGGCGGCGACAUAACAUUUCAUGGCCCAAGACAAGCUGUUGUAUAUCCCAUUAUUUCACUCCGAGAUAUUGGAUUAGGUGCACGUAAGUAUGUUGAAACCCUCGAGUUAGCUAUGAUCGAGUUGGCUUCUUUGUAUGGCGUGAUCGCUCGACCAGGCGGUAAAUGUGAGACGGGAGUAUGGGUAGGAGACGAGAAAAUUGGUGCUAUUGGUGUGAAGAUAUCGUUGGGGAUUACUUGUCAUGGAUUAGCAUUUAAUAUUGAUCCGGAUUUGAACUAUUUUAACCAUAUUGUGCCUUGUGGGAUUUUGGAUAAAGGGGUUACUUCUUUGAGAAGGGAGACAAGAUUGGAUCUUCCAGCUGAUGAAGUCAUUCAGAAGGAGCUGAUUCAGUGCUUGGCUCGACUGCUUCGAUAUGAUGCGAUUGAGUGGAGAGAAGAUGAGUCAUAUUUGUUUGAAGUUUAUGGAAUCAAGUGACAAUCAGAGUUGAGUUGAUGAGAUUUUGGGUUAAUUGAUUAUGGUCUGAUCUGCAAUAUUAACAUGUUUGCAAGUUAGAAUGAAAUUUUGUUAUGGAUGCUUGAUUAUGAAGGUUGUUUCAUGCUAAUGAGAUGUAGUGGAAACUAGAUUUAUUAUCUUUUAGUGCACUGAUAAUGUCAAA
Molecule: messenger RNA, 1317 nt
Organism: Phalaenopsis equestris
Lineage: Eukaryota; Viridiplantae; Streptophyta; Magnoliopsida; Asparagales; Orchidaceae
Product: octanoyltransferase
Exons: 4
Coding region: 429-1136 (235 amino acids)
Biological process (GO): protein lipoylation
Cellular component (GO): mitochondrion
Molecular function (GO): lipoyl(octanoyl) transferase activity
Source: RefSeq, a predicted model, not a curated record